UCGCCUGAGUGUGUCAGUCGCGCGCGGGUCGCAUCCCUGAAGGAGGCUUUGGACGGAGCUCCUCGUGAGGGGACCUUCCUCAGCCAGGGUUUGGUUCUCUCUCGUGGGGAUUGCCACGCGUGUUUCCUCCUUGUCCACGCGGUAAAAAGAAAGGAAGACGGCGAAAGGAAAGGAAAACCCGCCCGAAGGCAAGGCAGAGAGGCUUCUGCAGGGAGAUCUUUGCAGGCAUAAAGUGGGCACAUGCCUUUGUAUGUCACGAAGGAUACUGGCCAACGCAAGCAAUGCAAUUCUGCAGAAACAUCAGGAGAGAACUAUCUGGCUGAUGGCUGCAAUAAAUCGUCUUUUAGAGCUGCCAACAUCUACGUUUUGGAUGGAGAAUCCCAUCACCAUAAUCAGUCUCUGUCUGCCUCUUGGCACCACAAAAUUGCGUCCCUUCUGUGGGACUGUUCAGGUCUCAUGUGGCAGCAAUUGAAAGGGUGGUUGUUUUGGUCGAACAGGUGGCUUUCUGCUCCACUUGAUUCCUGUAAACUUCUUGGGAAAGAUAUCUGCAACGUGAAGGUUUGCAUUCAGCUUCUUCCAUUGGAAGCUGGUACGGAAAAGGUUCUUCCAUUUGUAAUACUGGCUUCUUCGGUCUUCACGGGAGCAAGACGCUUCUGUCAUCAUGGCGGAGGAAGAUCUUAUCUUUCACAUCGAAUGCCUCGACAACACCAAGUUAGCAAAGGCUGUUCCUGGGAGUUAUCAUGAUGCUGAUAGUGAGGAGGAAGAUAACUAUUAUAUCUGCUCAAUAACAGAUGAUCACAACCCUGCCUUGAAUAAGGCAGGGAAUGACAAAGUCAACAGCUAUUACAGCAACUUGGUCAAAAGCGAGCAGUUUUCAUCCAGUGCUUCUCCUCGAAAUUCUUUCAAUUUCAAGAAUGGCACUCAGCGGCUUUCUAAGCAUGGCUCUGUGGCUGACCAUAGCCUGGAAGCCUGGAAGCACGCCAUUGAGAAAGCCAAGCACAUGCCAGACCCCUGGGCAGAAUUUCACCUGGAGGAGAUUGAAACUGAACAUGCCACGCGUUACAGAUAUAAUGCUGUGACUGGGGAAUGGAUCGAGGACGAGGUUCUGAUCAAAAUGGCUUCACAGCCUUUUGGCCGAGGAGCCAUGCGGGAAUGCUUCAGAACGAAAAAGCUAUCCAAUUUUUUGCACACUCAGAACUGGAAAGGUGCCUUUAACUAUGUGGCCAAGCGAUACAUUGAAACGGUGAACAGGGAUGUCUACUUUGAGGAUGUGAGACUCCAAAUGGAGGCCAAGUUGUGGGGAGAGGAGUAUAACCGGCACAAACCCCCCAAACAGGUGGACAUUGUUCAGACCUGCAUCAUCGAAAUGAAGAACAGACCUGGCAAACCUCUAUUUCACUUGGAACAUUAUAUUGAAGGCAAAUACAUCAAAUACAACUCAAACUCAGGAUUUGUACGCGAUGACAACAUCCGCCUCACUCCACAGGCUUUUAGCCAUUUCACGUUUGAACGCUCAGGGCACCAGCUCAUCGUCGUCGACAUCCAAGGCGUUGGAGACCUUUACACCGACCCUCAGAUUCACACAGAGAGUGGCACCGACUUCGGGGAUGGCAACCUUGGUGUUCGGGGUAUGGCCUUGUUCUUCCAUUCUCAUUCCUGCAACAAGAUUUGCAAAAGCAUGGGAUUGACCCCGUUUGACCUCGCCGCCAAAGAGAAAGAUGCCUUAGUUCAAAGUAAUAAAAAGCUUGAAUUUGCUCAGACUGUUGUGCGAGGCACAGAAGAGAAAUGUGGCAGCAACCGGGUCAGAACCAUUUCCGGCAGUCGGCCUCCUCUGCUUUUCCGAUUGUCUGAAAACUCUGGGGAUGAGAGCAUGAGCGACAUGGCCUUCGACUCCUGGCCCUCGUCUCCAUCUUCGGCAACACCCCAUAGCCACAAAAACGAGAACCUCCAUUGGCCUGUAUUCAAUGAAGUUGACAACUUGGUUCAUAAUGAUCAUGAAGGACUUGACAAUCAAAGAGACUGUGAAAACGGAGGUGACAGUGGAUACCCAAGUGAAAAGAGGAGUGAACACGAAGAUAUGGAUCACAAAGUGCAUUCCAACUGUAACCGAAGACAUGAAAGUGACGAAGACAGUUUGGGCAGUUCUGCAAGGGUCAGUGUGGAGAAGUGGAAUCUCUUCAACGCGGCCAGAGUCCACAUCCACAGACCCUCCUGUGUUGCAGUGGAAGUGCAGAGGCUCAACGCCUUGGAGCUGGAGAAGAAAAUUGGGAAAUCCAUCCUUGGGAAGGUUCAUUUGGCCAUGGUUCGAUACCAUGAAGCUGGCCGUUUCUGCGGGAAAGACCAGGAGUGGGAUGAAGAGUCUGCGAUUUUCCACCUGGAGCACGCAGCGGACUGCGGAGAGCUGGAAGCUAUUGUGGGACUAGGGCUCAUGUGUUCUCAGCUGCCACACCACAUUCUCUCUGAGGUCACUCUCAAGGACACAAAGGAAAAUAGAAUCAAAGGAUUUGAUUAUUUAUGCCGAGCAGCAGCAGCUGGAGACCGUCCUGCCAUGAUCCUUGUUGCAAGAGCAUAUGAUACAGGCCUAAGUCUUGCUCCUGACAGAGAGCGAGAUUGGAAGGAAGCCCUGUAUUGGUACAAUGCGGCAUUAAACAUGACCGAUUAUGACGAAGGAGGGGAAUACGAUGGGACGCAGGAUGAGCCCCACUACCUCCUCUUGGCAAGAGAGGCAGAGAUGCUGAUGAGCGGAGGGUUCAACCUGGACAAGGAUCCACAGAGAUCGGGUGAGCUGUACACCGAAGCUGCUGAAGCUGCGAUGCAAGCCAUGAAGGGCCGUCUGGCCAACCAAUAUUACCAGAAAGCGGAAGAAGCCUGGGCCAUGAUGGAGGAGUGACACUUGAAAAGAGCCUGUUUACUUGUAUAUAUAUCAGAUAGAUAUUUUUAAAAGACUUAUUUGGUUUGGAGCAAAAGGGGGGGGGGAGAGAAGAGAAAAUAAUCUUUUUGUAUGUGUUGUUAACUUGUGUUUUUCAUAUGACGAUUUUUCUAACUGUUUCAACUGAGAGACAAACAGAAACGGCAAACUGUACUGUUAAUGGCAUUUCAGAGAUGCAGUCUUAACUGAUACUUUUGUAAAUUGUCCAUCCAGGGAAAUCAAUUAUCUUCACUUGGAAGAAAAAAAGUGUACAUUGCAUCUUUGUGGUAAAUGGCAUCUCUGUCUUCCAUCCCAGCCUUGCUGUGUUACAAAUGCAGAUCUUCUGCAUUAUGCCUUUUUUGAUACAAGUGCAUGCAACUCUGUGGGAAUUCACUUGUCCAGUAGAGAAUACGGCAUGAGCUGGAUGUGAGGUUUUCUGGAAGUAGGAACACUUCUUUGCUUUUUCUUUGAAGUAGCUUCAUUUUUCACUCUUCCUCCAAGAAUUACAUAGAUGUAGUGCUCUCUUUAUCUGCCCAACUAGAUGGUAAAGAUGGUAAAACAUCAAAACAUCUGAGCAUCCCCUGGGCAAUGUCCUUGCAAAUGGCCAAUUCUCUCACACCAGAAAAACCCACAUCGGUAUUUGUAUUUGAAAUAUUCUGUUUGUUUUCCUAUUAGAUGUCAACCUGCUGGGAUUUUGGUCAGAUCAUGGAGACAAAGAGCAAAUAUCAUUUUCAAAAUCCUCUGUGUUGACCUGUAUUCCAGAAAAUAAGUAAACACAGAAAGAUAAUGUUUAUCUUUCGGGUGCUCAUGGGAAGAAAAAUGGAAAGUUGGUAGGAAUUAAUGCAAGUGUAGCAAAUAAUAUGUUUGUGCAGCAAGGCUGCUAUCAUUCAAUAGUAUCGUAUAGUUGCUGCUAAACCAGAGUUCUUUAACACUGCUAAGGCCUUUGCAUAGUUCAAUGGAAUUAAUGGGAAAUUCAAUAUUGUUCAAUAGGUAGCAUAUCUUCAUUAACACCUUUGCUUCAACAAAGAUAUUUUGCACUUCUAGUUAAAUGUUUAUGUCUUGUAGAUUUAUCAAUUGUUCCUCCUUGUUCGGUGCUAUUAGGUAGUUAGGAAUUAAUUGUCCCACCAAUUUCCCCUUAUUUUUAUUAGAUACUGUCCUCCUUGGAUGUGAACGAUUUUACAUAUUGGUUUUCUCAUGCUCGGUUUUAUGUAUAUUAUUGUAGCAAAAUACUAUAGUUUAAGGUCAAGGAAAAAAAUUUAAACUGCUGCUACCAUCAUACUUCAAGAAAGAAAGUCAGCAAAAAACAGACGAAUUGAGAUGUUAUUCAUGAGUAACCUAGCUGAACAGAUAACAGACUGCAAACAAGGAAGCUUUUCCUUAAAGACACAUUAGCCCUUAAAACAUUAUUAUUAUGCUAUGAACACCAACAAUGGUUAGCAGUGCAUUAUACUAAACAUAUCCUCAUAUAACAUUGGGAAACAUAUGAGGACAACACAGAAGAUGUUGGAUUGUAUGUUAAAAUUGCCAAUUCUGUUUGCAAAUACAGUAGAGUCUCACUUAUCCAAGCUAAACGGGCCAGCAGAAGCUUGGAUAAGCGAAUAUCUUGGAUAAUAAGGAGGGAUUAAGGAAAAGCCUAUUAAACAUCAAAUUAGGUUAUGAUUUUACAAAUUAAGCACCAAAACAUCAUGUUAUACAACAAAUUUGACAGAAAAAGUAGUUCAAUACGCAGUAAUGUUAAGUUGUAAUUACUGUAUUUACAACUUUAGCACCAAAAUAUCAUGAUAUAUUGAAAACAUUGACUACAAAAAUGGCUUGGAUUAUCCAGAAGCUUGGAUAAGCGAGGCUUGGAUAAGUGAGACUCUACUGUACUUGGAAGUUGGGUCCAUUGAGAGUAUAGGGAUGCAACUCUUCUGAUCACAUUCUGCAAGAGAGUACUGUAGUCUUGCUUGCUUGUCUAUGCAAUUAAGCCUUCUGCUUCCAUAAUAGCAUUUUUAAAAAUCUGUUUGUGCUAGUGACAUCUCUGUUCCCAUGAGGAUACAUUGUCCUAUGUGCUGUUGAAUGGAUAACUACUACAAAUGGACAGACAGCUCAAUGAAAAAUGCCAGAAUCUCUGUCCCCUUCUACACUACAUUAUAUGGUCAGUGUAGAUUAGGCCUGGGCAAACUUUAGCCCUUGAGGUGUUUUGGACUUCAACUCCCAUAAUUCCUAACAGCUGGUAGUGAUGUGGUUCAUUUGUAACAGCACCACUUUGUGGUCACAAGUGACUGCUCACACAAUUGAAUGUUCCUCCGUGCAAACCUAUCCCUCAGAUGGGAAAAAGGAGAUGUCAAUUUACGCUGCAGACUUUUCAUUGAUUGCAUCCAUAGCUUUGUGCAGAUUUCUCUUGGUCUUGCUAGACUUCAGUGAACCUGGAAUAUGCCAAACUCUAUUUUUUGCUCCCAGUGCUUCCUUUUCAGGCCUUUUGGAAGUCUUAUUUGUGCAGUAAGAGCCACGGAGGGAGGCUGAUUGCCAUCCAUAAGUCGUACCCAACACUUGUGAGCUCCUUACAGAUUUGCCACACUCUUUGCAAAGGAUCGAAACCUCACCAACCCAAAAGGCUUGAGUUCCUGUAUGAUGUUUACAUUAUCCUGUGCAAGGGAGGAAGCACAAAAAUGCUGUGAUGGGUACAUUUUCAAUAAAGAGAGCAAAAUGAAA
Molecule: messenger RNA, 5602 nt
Organism: Anolis carolinensis (green anole)
Lineage: Eukaryota; Metazoa; Chordata; Lepidosauria; Squamata; Anolidae
Gene: eef2k
Product: eukaryotic elongation factor 2 kinase
Exons: 21
Coding region: 662-2890 (742 amino acids)
Biological process (GO): protein phosphorylation; response to differentiation-inducing factor 1; myosin II filament disassembly
Molecular function (GO): elongation factor-2 kinase activity; ATP binding; calmodulin binding
Source: RefSeq, a predicted model, not a curated record